Epithele typhae is the source of this 2529-nucleotide messenger RNA. RefSeq lists its product as uncharacterized. Lineage: Eukaryota; Fungi; Basidiomycota; Agaricomycetes; Polyporales; Epitheliaceae. The record is from RefSeq and is a predicted model, not a curated record. Gene Ontology annotation, biological process: intra-Golgi vesicle-mediated transport. The transcript has 14 exons. Bases 1 to 2529 code for a protein of 842 amino acids. Gene Ontology annotation, cellular component: Golgi apparatus; COG complex.
AUGGCCCUCAAAGCACUAGACCAGAGAGUAGCUUCCGCUUCUCCCGCACCGCCUAGAUCCUCAAACGGUACCGCGCGCCUUCAAGCCGGUCCAUCGACGCGGAUGCACCACGCAGCGUCUUCUUCCAAAGACGAGGCAAGAAAGAGAUGGUCACCCAUCAGAGAGCCAUCCUCUCGGUCGACGUCAUCGACACAGAAGUUGGACUUGUUCAACAACUUGGAAAAUAUGGACCCAGAUGAGCUCUUUGCUCGCCACACCAUCUCUGAGGUCAAGUUAGUGCAGCAAAGAUUACGAGCGGAUGCGGACGGGAAGCAGGAGGAGCUUCGACUCAUGGUCGGGGAACGGUACCGAGACCUCUUGGAGGCAUCCACUUCUAUUCUGGCGUUGGCUAAGUCCUCGAAGCAUGUUCUUCAAGCAUUGGACGGGAUGCGAGAGACUGUUCACUCCAUAAAUCCCGCACGGACCCCCAAGCGGGCCGUCACCGGUGAAGGUGAGAGUCGCAUGCUCCUUGGUAUGUUGCAAAAUCUGAAGCUGUUACAGACAAACAUUGCAGGCACUCCAGUCUCUGUCUGCCCACGUCAAACUCCUCCUGGACGCUCCCGAGCACCUGUGGCGCUCAUGGAGAAGAAGGCUUACCUCAACGCUGCUUGGUUGCUGCUUCUGGCCAGGGUGGUACAUCGAGCACUGUCUCAAGAGGAUGAGGAUGUGGCCUGGCAGACGUAUGGUAUAGAUGUCAUGGAGCAAAUGCCGCUUGUGCAACGCCAAUGGGACUCCAUCACUCCCUUCCGAUCCCAGAUAUCUCACAGGGCAACUCUCUCGCUGCGAGAAGCGAGCAGCAGUCCGGGGGAAGUCUGUGCUACGUUACUCACGCUCCAUGUUCUGGAGUCCCGACCGCUUCCGGAGACUCUCUCAAUUUAUCUGGCCCAACGUAUGAAGACCCUUGCGACCCUGCUCACCCGGAACGCCUCUACUUCUCAUGCAUCUGCCCGGUCCGUCGUGCGGGAAACCAGGCAGAAGACAGAAAAUGUACUCAGUCUUAUCGCGCUUACGAUCGCCACGGCAAGAGUGGUCUUCUCUUACGGUCGUGCGGAGUCGCCUUCCUUGAUGCAACAGGCGUUGCACUUCUUCCAAGCGUCAUCCGACAGUUCGCCGUCUCUUCCGCCGGAACUGCAGCUCUCGACACAAAUCCUCCUCGCAUCACUUCCCUCCUCGAGCCACCUCCUUCUGUUACCCCCAAGCAUCCGGGCCUUCAAGCCGUACAUCGACGGUACCGCAGUUGGAACAUCCGCUCUGCAGCCACACCUCGAGGACAAGCUGGAAAGCUGGUUCAAGAAGGCUCUUCAAGAUACGCGAAUCUGGGACGUUCGUACUUCCCUGCAGAUUUGGCUUAAAGCUGCGGAGGACCUGGAGUCUUCAGAACGGUCUGAAAUUCGAACCAUGGUCGAUUCAACCAGUCAACACCAAGCCGCCGCCGUUUGGAAGGAGGCUUUAGCGUCAAUAGAACGCUCAUUCCAGGUCUCUGUGAAGGAUACCAUGGAUGCUCUCGAUCAACAUGCAGACGAGCACCAAUUCGACACUCAACCCGUUGAGCACCUUUUCCAAGCCCCAAGCAUCCCUUCUGUGCUGCAAACAAGUGCCCACGGUGCAUCCGCCUCCGCCCAGUUCGCGAAAUACAAGUCCUCCUUGCAGCAGCAACUUAGCGGACGGACGCCGCUGCUCCAUUCGGCCUUGACAACGUUAGAGAGUCAUGCCACUGCUCUGCACGAGGACUUGUCCUUCAUGCUGCAGUCGGAUCAGGCUGAUCAUGACUUGAUCUCGCGGUUGUCAACAUCGUACCAACAAGAUGCAGAAGCGCUUUCGGAAAGCGUCUGCCGUAUGCUGGAUGCAAAUGCGGAAGUGGACGAUUCGUCUUGCAAACAUGCUAUAUUUCUCGCGAGGAUCUGUCAAGAACUUGGAGGACCCUCUGAGUUUUUCUCAAGGACAGGGUGUAGUUCGUCCGCUGCGGAAUGCGAUGACAGUUCGACCAGUCGACCAUCCCCUUACCUGACUCAAGCUCUGCUGUCCUUGGCAGCAGAGAUGCACAUCUUGCGGCGAUUCCAAGCCAGCACGACUCUUGGAUGUUUCAUCGACCUUCUUCUCGGACGGUUGGAGUACACAUCAGGUUCCGGUGCCGCGCAACAGUUGUGGGAUUUGGUAUUCCUCCGGGCGCUGAGUGGUCUAUGGGGGCUUGAUGGGGCGAAAAGUUCCGAAGAGAUCGCGUCACGAAUUUCUCGUCAGACUGAAGUGAGCUCGCGACUCGAGAGCUCUGUUCAGGAAUACCUGGCGAAGACGCAAAUCCUGCUGUCUGAGCUGCUGCCGACGCACGUGGGUGAGGGCGAGCGGACGACGACAAACAAGACGGGCAAGGCGUCCGCUUUGCUUCUGCUGGGCACGCCCUCUGUCGAGCAGCGUUUCGAGCCUGCGCUGGAACUGGUCAAAACGCCUCCUCGGUUUGGGCUGCUCUUGGUCGGCGGAGCGCCGGUUCGGUGA